AUGGACACCGACUCGACCGACAGCGAAGAUGAUCGCGUUCAGUAUCGCCUGACCGUGAGGCCUUCGAAGCAUCGAAAGAAUACAGAGAAGAAGCGCCUGAACAAGCAGGUUUUGAAACAAUACAUGAUAGAACACGACAGAGAAGCCUAUGCCAAAGAUUCUGAGAAAAAGAAGCGCGGCCCCUUCGCUGAAGCUUCCACCGACAUUACACCGCGAGAAUAUCAGAUAGAACUCUUCGAAGCCGCCAAGGAGAAGAAUCUCAUUGUGGUUUUACCUACAGGCACAGGUUCUGGUAAAACACUCAUCUCCAUCUUAUUGCUAAAAUACUACAUUCGAAUCGAAGUGGAAUCUCGCGCUCUUGGAAAUCCGAGGAAGGUGGCCUUUUUCUUGGUGGAAAAAGUAGCCCUCUGUGAGCAGCAAUACCGAUUUCUUAAGGACCAGAUUUUCGGCCACAACAUUGUCAUGUUCACAGGCGAUAACCGCGGCGUGACCAAGGACAAGAAGUACUGGGAUGAUCAGUUUUCCUCAAACAAGGUUGUGGUCUGCACUGCUCACAUUUUGCUCGACUGUCUGAACAACGGCUUCAUUACAAUGGACCAGAUCAACCUCCUCAUCUUCGACGAAGCCCAUCAUGCAAAGAAGAAGCAUGAUUACGCGCAAAUUGUCCGACGAUAUUAUUAUUCUACCGAAAAGAACAAGAGACCUCGCAUUCUAGGAAUGACCGCUUCCCCUGUGGAUUCCAAGGCUGGAGAUGUUGCAGAACUGGCACUUGAACUUGAGAAAACCCUUGACAGCGAGAUCGCAACACUCUCCGACAAGAUGAUGCGACAGGCGACUGAUUUCCAAGUUCAUGUUGAAGAGACAGUCAAAUACAACACACUUGGACUACCAGACGAGACCAAGACACAGCUUUGGGACUCGAUCUCUAAGCUAGUAUCGCGAAACAAGGAAUUCAAGGCGUCUCUCGACUUCACAAAAGAGGCCUCCACAAUCCUAGGACCCUGGUGUGCGGACCGAUACUGGCAAGUCUUGAUCGACGAUACAGAGAUCAAGCGACUCGCCGACAGGACUCGCAUGGCUUUUUUCGGGGGUGGAGAGAAGUUGUUGGCAAGAGGAGACCAAGCAGAAGAGGCUGUCAGGGAGGUUCAAAAGGUCGUCGCAGCCCACGAGUUUAGGGCGAUCAGUCCUCAAUCGCAGGAAUUGUCAGCUAAAGUGAAAUGUCUACAUGAAAUCCUGGUUCAUGCCUUCACAGUCGAUAACACAAAGCGCUGCAUCGUUUUUGUUGAUCAGAGACACACAGCUUGCCUCCUUUCGGACCUUUACGACCAAGUUUCAAUGGCAAUUCCCGGUAUGAAUGCUUCGUAUAUGAUUGGUCAACAAUCUAGCAGCAGCACCCUUGGCAAUAUGUCUCUGCGAAAGCAAUGUUCAACGCUCAAGAACUUUAGGGACGGCGUGAUAAACUGUCUCUUUGCAACAUCAGUGGCAGAGGAGGGAAUUGACAUUCCGAGUUGUGAUCUUGUUAUCCGAUUUGAUCUCUAUACUUCUGUUAUUCAGUAUGUUCAAUCCAAAGGGCGUGCGAGACACGAAUCUUCACGGUAUAUCACCAUGCUGGAAGACGGCAACAUGAGACAGAUUCGCAGUCUGAAACAAGCAGCGAGAGAUGCAACAGCCCUUCGAGAGUUCUGUCUAAGAAUACCUGCCGAUCGAAAACUUCAAGACGAUGUAUUUGAUGAGGAGACGGAAAGUCAGAUCAAGCAAAUACGUUUUAACGUGUACAAAAUAGAAUCAACGGGCGCACAACUUACAUUCCCCUCAAGCCUCGAGAUACUAGCUCGAUUCGUUGCAUCCUUGGGUACAGCAGAGAGCAGCCAUAGCAAGGCUGAAUAUCACGUCUACAAGGUGGGAACAUAUUUCACAGCCGCCGUCAAUCUACCGUCCAGUUCCCCCAUCGUCUCCCAAACAGGCUAUCCACAACGAAGCAAGCUUCUCGCAAAAUGCUCAGCGGCUUUUGAGGUUUGCAAGAAGCUCAUCAAUGGCAAACACAUUGAUGAUCAUCUUCAGCCUACUUUCAAGAAACAUUUCCACAAAAUGCGCAAUGCUCGUGUGGGAAUAAGCCCUAACAAGAAGGGUGAGCAUGACAUGCGCCUGAGGCCCAACGUUUGGAGUAUCCGUGGAGAAUGGACACACUUCUUCCCAACAAGAAUUACUCUUGACAGGGAUUGUGGAGAGAAAAACAGGUCGUUGAUUCUUCUUUCGCGAAGUCCACUUCCAGGACUACCUUCAAUCCCUCUAUUCUUCGGCAAUGGACGCUCAGCCAUCGUUGAAGUGACAUGUUCUCAAGAACCUUUACCCAUCACGACCGAGGAAGCUGGGGGUUUGACUGCUUUCACACUCAAAAUCUUUGCCGACGUUUUCAGUAAAGAGUUUGAGGCCACUUGCGACCAGUUUCCUUACCUUCUUGCCCCCUUGGCAAAAGACACCAAUCUAAACGAAAUAUCGCGAAUCGACUGGGAUACUGUCAACCUUGUCAGAGACCAUGACAGUCUCGAAUGGGAGAAUGCGCCCGACGAUUUCUUUUUCGACAAGCUUGUUGUAGAUCCAUAUGAUGGAGGGCGCAAGCUUAUAAUCAAAGGCAUUGACAAAUCCAAGAAGCCUUCUGAUCCUACACCGGAGGGAGUGCCUGAGUCGAGAAGUCGUGCUUAUAGGUCUGCGGAACAAAACAUUAAGCAGUACAGCAACAGUCUGUUUUCCAAGUCUCGACUAACGGCCCAGUGGCGAGACGAUCAACCGGUUGUCAAAGCUGAGCUUCUCUCAUUGCGACGCAAUCUGUUGGACGAGUUUCAAGUAAACGAGGAAAUCAACAAGGAUUGCUUCGUCAUUUUAGAACCCCUCAACGUGUCACCUCUGCCAAUUGACGUCGUUUCCAUGGCACUCAAGUUCCCGGCAAUCAUCCACAGAAUCGAUUCUGCUCUGAUCGCUCUUGAUGCAUGCGAACUAUUCGACCUCUCUAUUCCGCCAGCGCUGGCACUCGAGGCAAUGACCAAAGACAGCGACAACACUGAGGAUCAUGGCAAGCAACAAAUCAAUUUCCAAGCUGGCAUGGGUUCCAACUAUGAAAGGUUGGAAUUUCUUGGAGACUCGUUUCUCAAAAUGGCCACCACAAUCUCCAUUUUUGUACUCAAACCCAAGAGCAACGAAUGUUUGUACCAUGUAGAGCGCAUGCUGCUCAUCUGCAACAACAAUCUGUUCAACACGGCCGUAGAUUGCAAGCUCCCAGAGUACAUACGAUCCUUGGCAUUCGACAGGCGAACUUGGUACCCUGAUCUUACACUCAGAAAAGGCAAAGCUUUCAAGGCAACAGCGCGACAGCGCUUAGCCGACAAAAGUAUUGCGGAUGUCUGUGAAGCUCUCAUUGGUGCUGCAUACCUCUCAAGCAAGGAUGACAAUUUGAACAUGGCCGUCAAAGCUGUGUCACAGAUGUGCAAAGCAAAGUACCAUACCAUGAUGGCUUACGAUGAGUACUACGCAUCUUUCAAGGUUCCAGAUUGGCAGAAAGCCAGUCCAAACGCCAACCAGCGUAGACUUGUGCAGAAAGUGGCAGACGCUACCGGGUACCACUUCAAGUCUGCGCCGCUGCUCCAGAGUGCAUUCACACACCCUUCUUACGCGUAUUCAGGGAACGUUCCAAACUAUCAACGCCUCGAGUUUCUAGGCGAUGCCCUCAUCGACAUGACCAUCGUCGAAUAUCUCUAUCGCAACUUUCCCCUCGCAGACCCUCAGUGGUUGACGGAGCACAAGAUGGCAAUGGCCUCGAACCAAUUUCUCGGUUGUCUGUGUGUUAAGCUCAAUCUGCACCACCAUCUUCUGUUCAACACGUCGCAGUUCAUCAGCAAAAUUCGUGACUAUGUGGCCGAACUUGAGUUGGCUGAAGAGACUGCGCGCCAAGAGGCAGAAGAAGACGGGACUCCAAUGCGCAUGGACUUUUGGCUCAAUGCGACAACGCCUCCAAAAGCGUACGCAGAUUCAAUCGAGGCUCUUAUGGGGGCCAUGUUUGUGGAUUCUGAAUUCGACUAUUCUGUUGUUGAGGAUUUCUUUACCAAGUUCAUCUUCCCGUACUUUAAAGACAUGUCUCUGUACGAUACCUUUGCAAACAAGCAUCCUUACACAUUUCUCACCAAGAAGAUGCAACAGGAGAUCGGGUGCAUGAAAUUCUGUAUGAUUUCAGACACCCGCGUUCCUGAUGCAGAGCGUGGCAUGGAAGUUAUGAAAGAGUACGACAUAUAUUCAGCCUUUCAAGUGCACGAAAGAGUCAUCACAUGUCACGUAUCAAAGAGUGGAAGGUACGGUAAGAUUGCUGCUGCAAAGGGGGCACUCGAGUUGUUGGAGCCGUAUGGCGGUGAUGUGGUCGCGAUGAAGAAGCUGUUGGGCUGCGACUGCGACUCUGUAACAGCAGCCAUGGCGGAGAUGGACCAUGGAACAGCUGUCUAA
This is a messenger RNA of Fusarium graminearum PH-1, 4488 nucleotides long. RefSeq lists its product as uncharacterized. The transcript is spliced from 4 exons. Gene Ontology annotation, biological process: siRNA processing. Gene Ontology annotation, cellular component: cytoplasm; nucleus; RISC complex. The record is from RefSeq and is a predicted model, not a curated record. Lineage: Eukaryota; Fungi; Ascomycota; Sordariomycetes; Hypocreales; Nectriaceae. Bases 1 to 4488 code for a protein of 1495 amino acids. Gene Ontology annotation, molecular function: RNA binding; ribonuclease III activity; ATP binding.